Molecule: messenger RNA, 963 nt
Organism: Oikopleura dioica
Lineage: Eukaryota; Metazoa; Chordata; Appendicularia; Copelata; Oikopleuridae
Source: the annotation of a GenBank genome assembly
AUGUCCAAGCGACCAAGAUUCAUGACGAAAAGUGGCGAGUGCAAUAUCCGCCACGAUGCAAAAGAGAAAACGAAGCGGUUUUUGCAGGACUUUUUCACGACUCUAGUCGACCUGAAAUGGACCUAUUCUCUUGGAGUUUUUCUCAGCUAUUUGACUGCUUUUCUCUUCUUUCUCGAAACAGAAACGACCGUCGGCUACGGCCGGAGAAACAUACAGUCUAACUGCCCAGAGGCUGUGCUCGCCCUCGUGAUCCAAUGCUUGAUCGGAACAUUUGUGGACGCCGUAAUGGUCGGUUGUAUUUUCAUCAAGCUCUCAAAACCCACAAAUCGAACGGACACACUCAUCUUUAGCACCGAUGCUGUCAUUUCUCAACGCGAUGGAAAAUAUUGUCUGAUGUUUCGGGUGGGAAACUUGCGUAGCUCCUUGAUUGUUCAGUGCAGAAUUCGGGCUAAGUUCGUGAAAAACAAGCAAACAACAGAGGGCGAAUUUAUUCCACUUAUGCAAACAGACAUGAACGUAGGAUUCGACACCGGAGCUGACAAACUCUUCCUGGUUACACCGCUAAUUGUCUGCCAUGAAAUCAACGAAAAGUCACCGCUCUGGGAAAUGUCAGAAGAAGACAUCAACCAGAAGCACUUUGAAAUCAUCGUCAUUUUAGAAGGCAUUGUUGAAUCAACCGGAAUGAUCUGUCAAGCGCGCACGAGCUACUUGAACACAGAGACAAAAUGGGGCUUUCGAUUCAUGCCGAUGCUCUUUCAAUCGCAGCAUCAUUUCACUGCUGAUCAUUCGAACUUUAACUCCACCUACGAAAUACGAAUGCCUGCUGUAUCCGCAAGCCUCCGGGAAAAACUGCAAAAAGACCCAUUCUACAAAGACCGGAAAAAACUCACGAUCAAUCGCUACAAAAGCCUUCCCCUUCAUCAUCAACAUCGAAACUCCAAAUUUUCAACAAUGGAAGAGUAA